Cuscuta europaea is the source of this 479-nucleotide messenger RNA. The record is from the annotation of a GenBank genome assembly. NCBI's taxonomy places the organism in Eukaryota, Viridiplantae, Streptophyta, Magnoliopsida, Solanales, Convolvulaceae.
UUUGGUUUCAGGUAGAAACCUAAACCAAUCCACCCCCUCGACGGGCACCCUCCGCCCACCAAACCAUAAUACACAGAGGAGCAAAGACGGAAGACUGCUCUCUGCCUGCGGUCUUGCCUUGCCAUGGAGAGCCUUAUCUACUCCAUCCCCAUCUCCAUCAAGCUCCAAUCUAAACCAUUUCUUCCUUCUCUCCCUCGCCUCUCUCCGUCCAACUUCGUCACCGCCGUCCACCCCAAACCAUGUGCUUGUCCGCCCUUGACUUGUGUUGACCCGCGCCGGUUUGACUGGAUCCGCUGCCGAUACGCAUCAUCUUAUUCGGAAGUGACGCCGAAAUUUCAGCAAACUCAAUCGGGUGAUGUUUCAAAGCGGGUCGAUUUGACCUGCGCUUCAAGACCCCAACAGGCUGCUGAACCUGUAUUCGACAAACAAAAGGUGGUGAGUGCAAUAAUCCUCCUUUCUGCUAUUUUCUUAGUUCUCGU